Molecule: messenger RNA, 1174 nt
Organism: Annulohypoxylon maeteangense
Lineage: Eukaryota; Fungi; Ascomycota; Sordariomycetes; Xylariales; Hypoxylaceae
Product: SMAD/FHA domain-containing protein
Exons: 1
Coding region: 119-1024 (301 amino acids)
Biological process (GO): mRNA splicing, via spliceosome; maintenance of RNA location
Cellular component (GO): nucleus
Molecular function (GO): mRNA binding; protein binding
Source: RefSeq, a predicted model, not a curated record
AUAUCAUAAUCCAAAUCCGUGACCGAAACUUAAUCCACGUCCUAUUCGCCUCAUAAAUUUACAGCUCUAAGUGAGCUGAAGCUAUUCCUUGGCGUUCUUUCAAUCCACCUAUUCCGACAUGGGUUACGACGAAUCCUCUCCAGACAAGCGACGAGCCUCACGGAGCGAUGGAGAAGAUGCUUACGAACGUGACAGGCGCAGCCGAAAUACACGUCGCGAUGACUCGAGAAGAAGAUCCCGCGACAGAUCUGGAAACAGAAAACGCCCCCGACGUUCACGGUCCCCAAUCGAUGCGCCUCGGCGUAGAUCGACAUCCCGGGACCGUGACCGCGGUAGACGAAGCGAGCAUAGACAGAGACGCCCACGCGACUACGACGAUAAACAUAACGAAAGAGGCUCGCACCGCCGCCGGGCACGAGACGACGACCACGAUGACCGAGACCGAGGUGGCAAACAAGUCGUGAAGCGAAAUGGCCCACUGCCCUCCCAAGCUGAUUCAUUUGCUGUCACCCAGGGCGAAGAACCACCAAAGCCAAAAGAGAAACCCAACUAUGGGAACACGGGCGCAUUGGCCGCUGCUUCAAAUUCAGUCAUUCAAUCGGAUGGAUCUAGGAUAGUACUGAAGUACCACGAGCCUCCCGAAGCCCGCAAAGCAUCACCGAAGGACCAAUGGAAGUUAUUCGUAUUCAAGGGCGAAGAUAUCGUCGAUACCGUACCCCUUAGUAGCCGUAGCUGCUGGCUAGUUGGUAGGGAAAUGGCCGUGGUAGAUCUACCCGCCGAACACCCUAGCAUCAGCAAACAACAUGCUGUUAUACAAUUCCGAUACAUUGAAAAACGCAACGAGUUUGGCGACAAGAUUGGUAAAGUGAAGCCAUACUUGAUUGACCUAGAAAGCGCCAAUGGCACUAUGCUCAAUGGGAAGAAGGUGCCCGAGAGCCGAUACCUAGAACUUAGAGAGAAGGAUAUGGUUCAGUUCGGCCAAAGCACCCGCGAAUACGUACUAAUGCUCGCCCCGAAGGACUAAGGUUGACAGGCUGCCGAACAAAGAACACGGUCCCUCGUGUCAAUUACACAUGAGCUAUUCUUGUUACGCUAUUCUGUGCAACUACGCCGUGUGUCCGGUUAGGGUAGGGCAAAUGAUGGCGCAGACAAUCACAAAAUCGACCUCAACCGG